AUGCCAGGAUAGCGCAGCCGGUGCCAUGGUGCGGGCAGCGGCCCCAGCGCUCUGGCUCCUCCUCCUGCGGCUGCUACAGCUUCUCUCGUUCCCCGCCGCCCGCAGCAGCCGGACCGGCGACCCCGGCGACCUCGUGUACAUCUCUGAGUAUUUUUCUCAGAGUGCCCAGAAGCUGUCCUUCUACAGCUGGUAUGGGAACGCCAAACUCUUCCGCUUCCAGGUGCCGGAGGACACAGUACUGCUGCGGUUGCUCCUGCAGGCGUCCAAGGGAAAAGGACCUGAGUGCACCAGUACGGAGAUCACCAUCCACUUCCGUUACGGAGCCCCUCCCGUUAUUAACCCACUGGGCACUCGGUUUCCCUCAAAUGCAACUGUCCGCCCGUCCUACAACCUAACCAUGACUCUGAGCAGCACUCUGCAGAACAGUAUCUUUGUGAACAUCACCACCCCAGCUGCCGGAGACUGGUUCAUCGCUGCACACCUGCCUCAGGCUGCAGGCAAGAUCGAAGUGAAGGGUUUCUCCACUCCAUGCGCCUAUAUAUUCCAGCCGGACAUGUUUGUGCUGAGACUUGUUGAUGUCCCUGUCCUGCAGCCGGACACUCCCCUGCAGCAAACCAUUGCCUCUCCUGCUAGGCCACUGCAUGUCAAGAUCUUCAUCCCUGAGUACACUGCCACGAUGCAGUUCACACUGCGGAGCUGUGUGGUGAACAGCACAAAGGCGUGUGCCAUCCGGGUCAUGCUGGGCUCCAUCAUGCUGCCGCAGUCUUUCCAGAAAACCCUCAGCUGCAAGGGGACAGCGGAUUGCAGCCUGGUCCUCCAUUCGCCCCCAUGGGAGAAGUGGCUGCAGAUCAUGGCAGAGAAUCUGGGCACCGCCAAUGCCAGCGUCUCCUUUGAGAUGAUUGCCUUCUUCACAGCUUGCAAGCCGGGGAGCACCAAUUCUUUCCUUAACUUCUACAACAGCCUGAAUCAGAGCCAGAGCACUCCAGCCCUGGGCAGGGGUCGCAAUGCCAGCACCCUGGGAAUGUUGGGGAACACCACUCUACCCGCAGUGGGUGCUGCAAACAAUGCAUCCGACCCAGGGACCUUCUGCCUCCAGAAUCAGCCCGUCAUCCGUGAGGACCUGGACGUUGCCUCUGUGAGGUUCAGAGUUAUAAAUGGGCCCAGCAUUCCUGUCCACUCUGAAUUCCCCACGCUUCUCCUCUUCAACUUGAAUACUGGCAUGGACAGUGGAGGCACCCUGGUGGUGAACCUGCUGCUGAACGAGACUUCCCUGAGCAUAGGCAAUGCUAGCGUGUUCGCGUGCAUGAGUGCUGCCUCUCCAGUGCUGACCCUCAAUACCACACAGAACUGCAGCACAGCUUUUUUCCAGGGCUACCCUCUGAACGUGACUGGGUCCUCCACAGAAGCAACGCUGAUUAUUCCCUACCCAGAGACUGACAACUGGUUCCUUUCCCUGCAGCUCAUCUGCCCACGGGGCCAGGGAGAAUGUAACAAAGCGAAAGCCAAAGUGACCGUCUCCACAUACCUCAGCCCCUGCUUUGACGACUGUGGGACAUAUGGACAGUGCAGUCUUCUGAGAAGACAUGGCUACCUCUAUGCCGGCUGCAGCUGUAAAGCUGGUUGGGGCGGAUGGAGCUGCACUGAUAACACUAAAGCCCAGUCUGUCGGCUCACAGAAUCUGGCCACCCUUCUUCUCACGCUCAGUAACCUCAUGUUCCUGCCAGCCAUUGCAGUUGCUCUGUAUCGCUACUACCUGGUGGAGGCCUCUGUUUACACGUACACCAUGUUCUUCUCCACGUUCUACCAUGCGUGUGACCAGCCAGGAGUUGCUGUGAUGUGCAUCAUGGAUUACGACACUCUGCAGUACUGCGACUUCCUGGGCUCCGUAGUCGCCAUUUGGGUGACGAUCCUGUGCAUGGCCCGAGUGAAGAAAAUCUUAAAAUAUGUUCUCUUUGUGCUGGGGACCCUGUUAAUUGCCAUGUCCCUGCAGCUGGACCGCAGAGGGAUUUGGAACAUGAUGGGCCCCUGUCUUUUUGCUCUCAUCAUCAUGAUCAUGGCAUGGGUUUACCACGGAGUGAAGCGCCGCCAUUGCUACCCCACCUCAUGGAAGCGCUGGGUUUUCUACCUCAUUCCAGGGAUCAUCUUGGCUUUCGUCGCCAUCUCGGUGUAUGCAUUCAUGGAAACCAAUGACAACUACUACUACACGCACAGCAUCUGGCACAUCCUGGUGGCCAGCAGCGUGGCUUUCCUACUCCCGCCUCGUGACAAGCAUAAGAAUCCCUGGGCCUGGUCACAGAAGCUCAUCUGUCGCUAUCAGAUAUGCAAAAAUGACCGCGAGGAGCUCUAUGCGGUGACCUGA
Molecule: messenger RNA, 2359 nt
Organism: Emys orbicularis (European pond turtle)
Lineage: Eukaryota; Metazoa; Chordata; Testudines; Emydidae
Gene: PGAP6
Product: post-GPI attachment to proteins 6
Exons: 13
Coding region: 26-2359 (777 amino acids)
Cellular component (GO): membrane
Source: RefSeq, a predicted model, not a curated record